Molecule: messenger RNA, 1005 nt
Organism: Ascochyta rabiei
Lineage: Eukaryota; Fungi; Ascomycota; Dothideomycetes; Pleosporales; Didymellaceae
Exons: 1
Coding region: 1-1005 (334 amino acids)
Molecular function (GO): nucleotide binding
Source: RefSeq, a predicted model, not a curated record
AUGGCACCCAUCAAUUUCGGCAUCAUUGGCACAAGCUGGAUCACAGACUCCUUCAUCGAAUGUGCUCAAGCUACAAAACAGUGGAACCUUGCUGCUGUAUACUCUCGCACAGAAGACUCAGCAAAGAAGUUCGCCGCAACAUAUGGAAGGCAGAAAGUAGAGCUCUACACCAAUCUGAACAAGCUCGUCAACGAUCCAAAUCUGUCUGCCAUCUACAUCGCCAGCCCUAACAUCCUGCACUACGAACAAGCGAAGCUUGCAUUGAACGCAGGCAAAAAUGUUAUUCUGGAGAAACCAUCUUGCAGUACAGUAACAGAACUUGAUGAUCUGUUCAAGAUUGCACGGGAGAAGGAUGUCUUUCUCAUCGAAGCAUUCCGCCACAUCCAAGAGGCCAAUUUCAAAACUCUGAAGAAAUCAAUAAAGAACCUUGGACCCAUCUACGGUGCCUCUAUCACAUUCGCCCAAUACUCCUCCCGUUACGAGAAAGUUCUGGCAGGCGAGACCCCUAACAUUUUCAAUCUUGAGAUGGGCGGCGGCGCGCUUGUCGAUCUCGGUGUCUACUGCGUAUCCGCAGCCAUCGACCUCUUCGGCGCACCAAAAAACGCAAAGUACUGGCCUAACAUCAUUGCUACAGGUGCAGAUGGUGGCGGCCGCCUAAUCCUUGACUAUGGCAAUUUCGUCGUUCACCUCUGCCACAGCAAGACAUACAACUCCGACGCUCCGAGCGAAAUCUACGGAGAGAAGGGAACACUAAUUGUUCCUACCAUCACAGAUAUCGAGACGGUUACCCUGUGGGACCCUAAAACUAAAAAGAGGGAGCAGCUUGCGGGGCCGGAGACAAGAGUCAAGCUUAACCUGCAGGAAGAGGCUGAGGAGUUUGCACGAGUCAUCAACAACAGAGACCGCAAGGCAGAGGAGCAUUAUGAGACGCUGUCGAGAGAUAUUUUGAGGGUUCUAGAAAAAGUCAGGAAGGACAAUGGGCUGCUUUACCCAGGUGAGAAGUGA